AUGAGCACUUUAACGUCGUUCGACGAAACUGAAGGACCAGAUGGAACCCACAAGAGUGACAAUGUCCCUGUCCGAGAUAGAAUUCCAUCGAUCAAGGAAGUCUAUAGUGAGCAGAGUCCUCUUGUCGACAAAACAUUAUAUCAAACUAUAAAUUUACCUCGGAACAUAUCGUUUGGCUGUGAAAAUAAACAGUACAGAACACAAUAUUUAGCCACGUUCAUCGUAACUAUUGGUGGGUUCAUCAUGGGCACAACACUUGGAUGGACGUCUCCAGCUGGCCCAAUGAUGAAAAAUGGCCAAUACGGAUUCCACAUUACUGAUGACGACAUUUCAUGGAUUGCGUCGUGCAUGCCACUUGGUGCAAUACUCGGAUGUCCGUUUAUGGGUGGUCUAGUCAACAUAUUGGGACGUAAACGUCUGAUGAUAAUGUUAACUAUUCCCGCACUCUUAGGAUGGGCGAUGAUAAUCUGGGCUGAUUCUGUGACAAUAAUCUGUAUUGGCAGAAUUCUAAAUGGAUUUGCAAGUGGUUCAUACUCUGUGAUUGUACCACAAUACACCGCUGAAAUAGCUGAUAACGAAAUACGUGGUACUUUGGGAACUUAUUUUCAGUUACAAGUAUUUUCAGGUAUCUUGUUCACUUAUGUCAUUGGAUCAUAUUUAGAUGUAUUUGGUCUGUCUAUUGCUUGUGCAAUAGUUCCAGUGGUCUAUUUUUGUUUGAUGUUUUUCGUACCAGAAAGUCCAAUUUUCUACCUAACAAAAGGAAAUAUUAUAAAAGCUCGAUGGUCAUUGAAAUAUUUCCGUAGACCUUUUGGUCAGGUGGACCAAGAAUUAAUUACAAUGCAAGAUUCUUUGGCUAAAACUAAAAGAGAAAAAGUUCCAAUCAUGAAAGCAUUCCAAACUACACCAGCCAAGCGCGGACUAUUCUUAGGCCUUGGGGUUAUGGUUUUCAUGCAGUUUACGGGAUGUAACACCGUUAUUUUCUACACCACAACUAUCUUCAAUGCAUCUAGUAGCUCAAUAAGCUCAAAUUUAUCCACAGUUAUUGUAGGUAUUAUGGCUGUUUUGUCCACGUAUGUGUCAACACUUGUUGUUGAUAAAUUAGGACGAAAGAUUUUGCUUUUGUAUUCUGUUAUUGCAAUGGGCAUUUGUACAUUUCUCAUUGGUGGAUUUUUCUACGCAAAGGAUUCCAAUUAUGAUGUCUCAUCAAUUGGAUUUAUCCCAUUAGUGUCGUUGUGUGUAUUCAUAAUAUUAUUCUCCAUGGGUUUUGGUCCGAUCCCAUGGAUGUUGAUGGGUGAAAUAUUUCCACCUCAAAUUAAAGGUAUUGCUAGCUCAAUAGUCUGUAUGGCAAACUGGUUCUUUGUAUUCUUGGCUACCAAAUUUUUCACGUUAUUGGUAGAUACUAUUUAUUUAUACAACACAUUCUGGCUCUACACGCUGGUCAGUGUGUUGGGCACAUUUUUUGUGGUAUUUAUUGUUCCUGAAACUAAGGGGAAGACCAUGGAAGAAAUUCAGUUGUUGCUUGGUGCAUAA
This is a messenger RNA of Macrosiphum euphorbiae (potato aphid), 1530 nucleotides long. Lineage: Eukaryota; Metazoa; Arthropoda; Insecta; Hemiptera; Aphididae. The record is from the annotation of a GenBank genome assembly.